Ilex paraguariensis (yerba mate) is the source of this 1336-nucleotide messenger RNA. Lineage: Eukaryota; Viridiplantae; Streptophyta; Magnoliopsida; Aquifoliales; Aquifoliaceae. The record is from the annotation of a GenBank genome assembly.
CCCAUAUUCGCUGUUUCAGUCAAUCAGGUCAGUUCUACUUGGAAUCUUUUGAUUCUUUAAAAGUUGUUUCACUCAUUUGGAAACACUUUGAAUCUAACUGAAUCGUAUGCAAAGAAUAGAAUGCUGGUAUAUUCAUGAAUGUUAUUUUUUAGAAGUUUAUUUGAUAGGGCUUAUUGGUGAACUUUUUUGUUGUUCACGUGAUGUUGGGAUUUGAACUGUCUCUUAAGUUUUUCUGUAUACACUAUGUGGGAAAGAUUGGUAUUUAUGUCCUAAUUUAGGAUCAGGCGAAUUGAUAGAGAAACAAGUUUUAGUUGCAAUGAUAGUUUAAUUGAAAGAGUGAGUGUUAUACGUCUUGCACUUUUGAACACAUUACUUCGGAUGUUUGAGGUUUUGUAGUGACCGAUCAAAUUUCUCCUGUGCCUGAAUUAUGUAAUUUUUCAGUUUUGUUUGAUAAUCCCUGCAAUUGCAUGAGUUGGAGGGUUUCAUGAUAUGAAUUUUUGAUAGGCAGAAAGCAGAGGCCAAAGAGGGUCAACAAGAGGUUGAGUGGGAAAGAUUAGUAGAAUCUAAGAUGGCGGAAUAUGAAGGGAUGACUGUGACUUCAGAUGUGAAAUCAGGAAACAUGGUUUUCGAGCCUAUUCUAGAGGAAGGGGUCUUCAGGUUUGACUGUUCUGCGGAUGAUAGAAAUGCGGCUUUUCCAAGUCUUUCUUUUGUUAACCCUAAAGAUAGAGAGACACCAAUUAUGACUACCGACAAAGCUCCAUCAUUCACUCCUACUUUUGAGUGUGUGCUUGGACAACAAAUUGUUAAUCUUCAGCUUCCUGCAGGUACCUCAUUCUAUGGAACAGGAGAAGUUAGUGGACAGCUUGAACGGACAGGGAAAAGAGUUUUUACCUGGAACACAGACUCAUGGGGUUAUGGUCCUGGAACUACAUCAUUGUACCAGUCGCAUCCUUGGGUACUAGCUGUUCUUCCAAAUGGAGAGACACUAGGGGUUCUUGCAGAUACAACAAAACGCUGUGAGAUUGAUUUGCGGCAAGAAUCAACUGUAAAGCUUGUAGCUCCAUCAUCAUAUCCUGUCGUUAUAUUCGGCCCAUUUCCUUCAGCAACUGAUGUUCUGAUCUCUUUGUCACAUGCAGUUGGAACUGUUUAUAUGCCCCCAAAGUGGUCCCUGGGUUAUCAUCAAUGUCGUUGGAGCUAUGACUCUGAUGCCCGAGUUCGUGAGAUUGCCAGGACAUUUCGGGAGAAGGGUAUACCUUGUGAUGUCUUAUGGAUGGAUAUUGACUACAUGAAUGGUUUUCGUUGUUUCACUUUUGACCAGGCAUGUUCUCCUCAAUAA